Molecule: messenger RNA, 3292 nt
Organism: Cyprinodon tularosa
Lineage: Eukaryota; Metazoa; Chordata; Actinopteri; Cyprinodontiformes; Cyprinodontidae
Product: inter-alpha-trypsin inhibitor heavy chain H3-like
Exons: 26
Coding region: 441-2801 (786 amino acids)
Source: RefSeq, a predicted model, not a curated record
AUAAGUUUCUUCAAAACAAACUUACAUUGUACAUGCUGAGUUGGAAUUCAGACAGUGGCAUCUGUUUGAAUCAAAUCCUAGGCUUCAUGGGGAAAGCAGUGAUGCUACUCUCCCUUUUUGGGAUUGUUGUGGCUUUGGCUACUGCGCAACCAAAAAAGGAUGACUGGGAUAUAUACAGAUUUCAUAUCUCCUCCAAUGUGACCAGUCGUUAUGCUACCACUGUUAUAACAAGCCGUGUUAUAAAUCGCAUGAAUGAAUCAAAAGAAAUUGAAUUCCAUGUCCAGAUUCCAAAAAAUGCCUUCAUCAGUAAAUUUAAAAUGAAUAUUGACGGUCAAAUAUAUGAUUGAGUUGUGAAAACCAAGGAGCAGGCUCAGCAGCAGUACAAUCAGGCUGUGUCCCGUGGUCAGAGUGCUGGUAUUGUAAGCUCUGUGGGGAGAACCAUGGAGGAAUUUAAAACCUCUGUAACUGUGGCAGCCCACAAAAAGAUCACCUUUGAACUCACUUAUGAGGAACUGCUGAAACGCACCCAUGGAAAAUACGAGCUACUAAUCCAUGCUCAACCCAUGCAGCCUGUGAAAGACUUCAAGGUUGAUGUGUAUAUUCAUGAAAAAGCAGGCAUCAGUUACAUUGGUGUGAAAGGAGGACUUAGCACCAAAGCUUUGGCCAAUGCCAUCACCAAAACCCUUGCAGACAAACAGGCAUGGGUAUAUUUCUAUCCUACAGAAGACCAACAAAGAGCCUGCGACAGCUGUGGAGAGCAAGGUAUGAAUGGAGAUCUGGUCAUUUCAUAUGACGUCAAUCGAGACAAUGGGCUGGGUGAUAUCAAGACUUCGGAUGGAUACUUUGUCCAUCACUUUGCUCUAUCUAACCUUGCCAGAAUACCCAAGAAUGUCGUCUUUGUUACUGAUAAAAGUGGCUCAAUGAGUGGCAGAAAAAUACAACAGACCAGAACAGCUUUAAUCCACAUUCUGAAUGACCUGGCAGAGGAUGACUUCUUUGGUAUCAUCACUUUUCAUAGUAAAAUUUUUUUCUGGAAAAGAGAACUUGUUCAGGCCACGAGUCUAAAUCUGCAGGGAGCCAAGCAAUUUGCACAGGAUAUAAGUGCACAGGGAGGUACAAACAUCAAUUCAGCAUUGUUGGAAGGGGCACGUAUGUUGAAUGUAAAUCCCAGAGAAGGUUCAGCUUCCAUCCUUAUACUUCUCACAGAUGGAGAACCAACAUCAGGAGUAACAAAUAUUGAGAAAAUACAAACAAAUGUGAGACAGGCGAUUGCAGGAGCAUUUCCACUCUACUGCCUUGGUUUUGGUUUUGAUGUCAACUUUGAGUUCUUGGAGAAGAUGUCAUUGAAAAACAGUGGUGUAGCAAGACGGAUUUAUGAAGACUCUGAUGCUGAUUUACAGCUCAAGGGUUUCUAUGAAGAGGUGGCCACUCCUCUCCUCAAAGAUGUGAUAAUGGUAUAUGCCGGUGCAACCAAUCUGACGCAGACAAAUUUCAGUCAGUAUUAUAACGGCUCUGAGCUUGUGGUGGCUGGUGAGCUCAUUGACAACAACAUUGAAACAUUUGUGCCACAAGUUGUGGCCAUCUCAAGCAAUAGAAAAGUAAUAUUCUCUCAAAAAAAUGACUCCGUGGAUACUUCAACUGGAACAGUAAAUGGUGGACUUCUUCAGAGGGUCUGGGCCUACCUCACUGUUAAACAACUUUUGGAGAAAGAGCUGCUGCUAUCUGGACCCGAAAAGGUGAAAGUGAAGAGUGAAGCUUUGGAGCUGUCCCUGAAGUAUAGCUUUGUGACCCCGCUCACAUCCAUGGUGGUCACCAAGCCACAGGGGGAGAACACAGAUGUUCUUAACAAACCUAGUGCGGGAGGAAAAAAGCAGCCAGAAGGUCAUGUCACAUCAACCUACAGAUCUUCUGGGGCCUCCCAACACGAUCUGCUUAGUGCAAUCGGGUGUGACGAUUUGGAUAUGAUUGGAGAACCCGAAUGCGGAGCUUAUUUUAAAGGAUUUUAUCCGACAUUGCGACGUCGUGAAAAAAAAAUCAAGUCAGGAAGAGGAUGGCUACCAAUGGCUUUUGAUGGACCAGGAAACAUGGAUUCAAGUUUUUUUGAUCAUUAUAUGCUAAACUUAGAAAAUGCUGGACAUGUAGGUCGUCCUCAUCCUCCCUUUUCCUCUUCCAUCAACAUAGACAGUUCGACGACACACAGUGUGGACAUUUUACAAAGGACAGUGGGCAUGACAACAUCUGUUCGUGUUUCUCACAGAUUGUUGCUGAAGACUGAAAAUACGUCUCUUCCACUUUGCUUCAAUGUCAUUGGAGCUGUCAUUCUUAAACCUCUUCACCACCCCAACAAGGAGCUGUAUGUAAAUGGUCAGCUGGAUUCAAUUAAAAAUGGAGGCUUUAGUAUGAUUGCUAUUCACCUCAAUGCUGACCAGCAUGUUGAGGUUAAUACGGAGGUAAUCAACAUUCAACAGGGUCAGUCAACAACGCGCUACAUUGGACAGGAUCCCAUCACAGUUGGAAGCUUUACAGUGAUCCAGCGUGACAAAGAAAUUGAUGUUGCAGUAGAGGACGUGCGUUUAGUCAUCUAUGUUCAUGAGAAGAAUGGCAACACAUUUUUGUGGCCUGUUUUGCGGCAGAAGCCAUUUGCCAACAACACUGAAGGAAUUUUAGCUUUAAAGCCAAGAGAUUAUGAGGAGGUUCAACAACAAUCUGAUGCAAAACUGAAGAUCAAAAACAGAGAGAUUUCUGUUUCCAGUUCCACUGCAGCUGACUACAGUAUUACCAAUCCUUUGACAGUGCCAUGAUGGCUUUUGUCAGCUGAUCUUGCCCUGGAGAGAACCUUGAAUGAUUACAUUAAUUCUCUACUUUAAGUGGAAGCUGCCUUCAAAUUGGGUUAAGGAAAGAUUACAAUACAAGACAACUGAAAGUUGCAAAGCUAAACCCACCUAUGUCGAGGUGCAAUACCAAACAUCAUUUGAAUAUAUGUAGAUCAAGACAAUUUGGUAGCUGGUCAGUGUUUGCUAAAUUCUGAUUGUUUGUUAAUAAAUUAAUGCAGAGAUUGUGGUUUAUUUUUGGGGACCCUUAAUUUUGUUGGCUAGUGAUUUGUUCUUUCUUUCUGUCAUACAGCUUAAAGCUUCCGAAAAAUGUAUUUUCACCUUUUUCAUGAAAUAACAUUUUACUCAAACCCUGCCUAAUCAAGACUGAUAAAAAAGCAUGAAAAAUAUAAUAAAAAAAUACAACAGCACAGAUUUUCUGUGCAAUAGUCAUUUCUGUAAUAAAGCAUGUGCACCAAGAG